AAAUGUCUUCAAGCAAUCCGAGAUUAAGUAAACUUCCUGUUCAUAUCAAUGUUCUCAAUUCUCCGCGUAAGAUACGAUCUGCGACAACUUCUUCCACAAAAAAGCUCGCAAGUACUUCUACCACUGGAAAUAAGGUGUUUAGUUCUGCUAACAACAAUUUAAAGAGAAAAAAUGUCGAUACUUUGAAAAAAAAUACGACUACCACGACUAAGCGUGGACGAAUAGACCCUCCUCCUCCCGCUCACGAAAAUUCUAAACUUAAAAAACAAUUUGAAGAAUUACGUAAAGAAUAUGAUGAAAUAACUACUGAAAGUAAGCAACUUCAGAAUGAAAUUCAAGAGGAAGAAUGUACUAGAAAAGAGUACGUAAAAGAUAUCGACCGGAUGAAAAAACGUGUAGCAAACGAAGAGGCUCAUGUUAAGGAAAUUGAAGACUGUAUUGCGAAUCUUCAACAAAAUCGUGAUGAUAUGGUAAAAAACAAUUCAAAGUUAGCAUCUGAAAUGAAAGCUUAUAGAUGUGAAUUGGAGAAGGCAAAUGAAAAUAUUACCGAACAAACCGAAAAAAUCACAAGUAAUAUAAAUCAAAUUCAGGAGUUUACUUCUAAAUUACAAGAAUAUGAGCGUCUUCGUAGAAAACUUCAUAAUGAUGUUCAAGAUCUUAAAGGAAAUAUACGUGUGUUCUGUCGUGUUCGUCCAUUAUUAGAGUCAGAAUCACAAAAUAUUGCUAAUUUCAAGUUUCCAAAAGAAAUACCAUUCAAUAGAAAAAUCUCUCUUAUAUCAACAAAAACAAAUUAUUUAGGAGAGAAAAAAGAAAUCUUUAAAGAAUAUAAAUUUGACCAAGUGUUUGAUACUUUAGCAACACAGAAAGAUAUUUUUUCUGAGGUUGCACAUAUCGUUCAAUCGGUUGUAGAUGGUUAUAACGGGUGCAUUUUCGCAUAUGGCCAAACUGGGGCUGGCAAGACAUAUACCAUGACAGGUCCUGCUAAUGCAACCCCUGAAACCGAAGGGAUGAUCCCUCGAGCGGUCCGUUUAAUUUAUGAUCUCAUUCAAGAUUUAAAGACUCAGUGUUGGAAAUUUACACUAGAAGGACAAUUCAUAGAAAUAUAUAAUGAUAGCAUUCGAGACUUGCUUGUUGCUGAUCCAUCUAGUACCAAUGGUGUUAAACAUAAAACAAUUCAUGAUGAGCGGACUGGCACAAGAAUUUCAAAAGCCACUACUGUGGAUCUUGAUUGUCCUAAUACACUAAAUCAAGCAUUAAAAACCGCAGCUCAUAAUCGAGCAGUCGCUGCAACAAAAUGUAACGCUCAUUCUUCACGCAGUCAUAGUGUAUUCAUGAUUCGAUUGAGAGGAACAAAUGACAACUCAAAUGAAACUAGAAUCGGUUCGUUGAAUCUAAUAGACCUGGCAGGAUCAGAACGCCUCUCAAAAUCAGAAUCUAAAGGUGACCAAUUACAAGAGGCAAGACAUAUUAAUUCCAGUUUGAGUCACCUUAAAACUGUGAUUCAAGGAAUUAAGAAAGAUUCUUGUCAUAUAAAUUUUCGUGAUUCAACAUUAACGUGGCUAUUAAAAAAUUCCCUUGGUAAAAUUGAUUUAAUGUAUACGCAUUUGUUUAUUCAAGCAAGAAAUAAUGUAUAUUUUGUUAAUAUAUAUUCAUCAUUAGGUGGUAACGCUAAGGUUCUCAUGCUGGUUAAUAUUUCACCCUUGGAAUCAUCACUGUCAGAAACUGAAAGUAGUCUUGAGUUCGCGCGGAUGGUAAAUUCUGCACAUGUGGGAACGGCGCACAAGAAUUAA
Messenger RNA from Dentiscutata erythropus, 1790 nucleotides. Lineage: Eukaryota; Fungi; Glomeromycota; Glomeromycetes; Diversisporales; Gigasporaceae. The record is from the annotation of a GenBank genome assembly.